AUGGGGUUGGAGCUGCUGGGCCAGGGCCACAACCUGGUGAUCAGCACCGGCACCGCCAGCGGCAAGUCACUGGUCUUCCAGGCGCCCACCCUGCACCAUCUGGCCACCCAUCCCAACGCUACGGCCAUUGCCAUCUACCCCAUCAAGGCCCUGGCCCGGGACCAGGUCCUCCGCUGGCGGAACAUGGCGGAAGCCGCAGGGCUGGACCCCGCCGGCAUCAACCGAAUCGACGGCGACGUGCGGGACCUCACCGAGCGCCGGCUUAUCCUGCAACGCACCCGCCUCGCCCUGAUGACCCCCGACGUGAUCCAGCAGUGGCUGAUGGCCUACUCGGAGCCCCUCUACGGCAGGCGGCCGCUGCGCCACGACCUCAGGGAGGUGCAGAACACCCAGUACAACGUGCGCCGGUUCCUGUCCAACCUGGCGUUUCUCAUCCUGGACGAGGCCCACACCUACGACGGCGCCCUGGGCACCCACUGCCUCUACCUGCUGCACCGGCUGCAGCAGAAGCGUAGGGAGCUGAUGGCGCAGUUCGAGCCGCUACGAAUGAUCGCGGCCAGCGCCACCAUCCACAACCCGGCCCAGCACCUGGAGACCCUGGCCGGCCUGCCCUUCCAGGUGGUGGAUGACCGCUACGACGGCAGCCCCCGGGCGGAGCUGACGGUGCAGCACGCCGUCGGACGGGAACCCCACGACGAGGGCUGGCGGGACCUGCAGGCAGCGGUGCGGGAGGUCAUCAACGACGAUCCCGACCGGUCGUACAUCGCCUUUGUGGACGACCGGCAGCUGGCGGAGCGCGCCGCGGCGGGCAUCGAGGCCGCCCGCAGCAUCACCGAGGACGCCAUCAUCGUGGAGUCCCGGGACGCCAUGGCGUAUCGCUCCGGGCUGAUGCAGCGGGAGCGGAUCGAGGAGGCGCUGCGUGCCGGAGACAUUCGGGGCAUCGCCAGCACCAGCGCCAUGGAGAUGGGCAUCGACAUCCCCGACCUGCAGGUGGGCUUCAACCUGGGGCUGCCCCACUCGGUGGGACGCAUCAGGCAACGGGCUGGCCGGGUGGGGCGCAACAGCCCGGGCCGUUUUAUCAUCAUCGCGCCGCGCCGCGCCUUCCAGUUCCACGAGGAUAGCCUGGCGGCCUACUGGCGGCAGCCGGUGGAGCCGGCCCGGCUGUAUCCGUCCAAUCCCAACAUCAGGAACACCCACGGCCGGUGCCUGGCCAAGGAGACGGACCUGAACGGCACAGAGCGGUCGAUACCGUCGCCCACGGACGCCUGGCCGGAGCAGUUGCCCCAGACGCUCCGGGAAAUCGCCCGGGGCGAGCACUACGCGCCGGAGUUCCAGACGGGAGACCCGCAACAGCCUCACCGCAACGACAUCAGGGACGCCGCCGACGGGCGGGCGCGAAUCCUGCAGGUCAUGCCGGGCGGCGAGACGGAGCUCCUCACCAGCGAGGUCACCCGCCGGGAGGCGGCCCGGGACGCCUAUCCCCUGGCCACCUACUUCCACGCCAAGCAGUCCUACACCAUUGAGGGCUGGCGCGAGUCCGGCGGUGAGACGGUGAUCACCGCGCGUCACGCUCCGCCGCGGGAAACCCGUCCCAUCAUACAGAACGGCGCCACCGUCACCCUGCAGCAGCCCCGGGUCUCCGAACAGGGACACCUGGAAUACUGCGCCCACGCCCGAGCGGUGGCCUGGGAGCGGAUCGUCGGCUGCUCCGUGCGCGAACCGGGCGACAGCGAGUGGAGGGACGUUCACUACGGCGCCGAGGGUAUCCCCGAGGUGGUCACCAACCUGCGUACCACCGCCACGGUGGUCAUCAUUUGGGAGGACUGGUUCGACGACACGAACACCCGGAGGGACGUGGCCCGGGCCCUCCGGACGGUCAUGUGCAGCCGGGAGUCGAUCCAUCCCGCCGACAUCCGCACCACGCACCAGAACGUCCAGGUGGUCCGCGACGGGCGCAGCAGCGAGGUGAACCGCGCCAUUGUCAUCUGGGACAAGGUGGGCGGCGGGCUGGGAUUGACGAAGGCCGUGGCCGACAACCUGGGCCGCUACGCCCAGGCGCUGCUGGAGAUUGCCCGCCAGCCGGUACCGCGUUCUGAGCGGGAAAGACUGCUCAGGGAGGACACCGCCGCUGCGCUGCACCGCUGGGCGGCCAGCGUGGCACCUCACACCCUGGAUCCUGAGCAGACUCCGGUCAUCACCGAGUACGCCGGCGCCACCUUCCGCAGCCAGCUGGAGGCCCGCUGGGCGGCUUGUUCGACAAACGGGGAAUUGCCUGGGAGUACGAACCGGCCCGGUUCGACGGGUGGACACCGGAUUUCCGCCUGGUGA
This is a messenger RNA of Geodia barretti, 2328 nucleotides long. The record is from the annotation of a GenBank genome assembly. NCBI's taxonomy places the organism in Eukaryota, Metazoa, Porifera, Demospongiae, Tetractinellida, Geodiidae.